AUGCCCAUUCCUCUACGUGUAGCACUGACAGCAGCAGCCGGGCUUGGCGCUGCUGGUUCUGGAGGUUACUACUUUCUUACUAAAACAAACAAACAAGCUUCAGAGCCCAUUCAAACGAAAGCUGAACCUAAACACUACGAUUGGCGGCCAUUUCAGUUGUUGUCAAGAGAGGAGAUUGACAACCGAAUAAGAUCAGGGCAGUUUGUUAGUAAACUCGAGAUUGACCGUGUCAAGGCUGUUUAUACAAAUCAGCUGCCCUCAAAUGAUCCUGUUGAAGACAAUUACAGCAUCAACACUUUUCAACGAGGCUUGAUUGCUGGUGUAUACGAUGGGUUUAAUGUUAAAUUAGGUCAUAUUGGCCCUCACUGCUCAAGGUUGAUAAAAAAACAGUUACCCAUCUAUAUCGCACGAGAACUGAAUAAGGAUCCAAAUACACCACUCUCGGAGCAAGAAAAGGAGGAAGCUAUCUCAAAGGCUUUCUCUGACCUCGAUCAAGAUAUACAGCAGCGAUUUUAUGACAUUUUCCCUAAAAACUUAAAAAGAACCACCGAAAAAGAUAUCCGUGCUGCUAUUGCUCGUCAGCCAGACCAGAAGGCAACUCAAGCCAUUAUUGAUGAAGCGAUUAAUGGAUCAUGUGCAUUGACGGUAUAUGUCAAAGAUGGUAUCGUCUAUUCAGCAAACACGGGCGACUCGCGUGUAGUAAUUGUCAGCCAGGAUGAACAAGGCAAUUGGAAAGGAAGACGUUUGGUUGAAGAAGAGUCGCCGGCUAAUCCAUCAUGGAGAGCACACAUGAUGAAGCAGCAUCCUCCUGAAGAAUCAGACGUCUUAAUCAUGAGAAACCGUAUCUUUGGGCUGAUUGCUGUUGGUGGAUCAUUUGGCGACAUUAUGUACAAGGUACCAGUAGAGUACCAAAUGAAAGUACUUCCCUACAUUCCAUACGAUAGCUAUAAAACCUUUGCUCGGUAUCACCAUCGCAUCGUAGCUCAUUAUCGCACACCGCCUUACUUGGAAUCAAAGCCUUUGACUUCUCGACACCAGUUACAAAAGGGAGAUAAAUUUAUCAUCCUUGGCACUGACGGCUUAUGGGACGAGCUCUCUUGGGAUGACGUCCGCAGUAGUCGAGGAGACCAGAAGGCAGCAGAGAUUAUGAGUACAUGGAAGUCUAAUGGAGAACCUAAUCCUGCAACAUAUCUUAUCCGAGAGGCAUUGCUCUACGAUGCUGUCUAUAAAAAUUUACGGGUAAAAGAGCCUGUUGAGGAUGAACAACUUGAGUUAUCCAAGCGAUUGACAAGAAAGCCAUCAAGAAGCUAUCGUGAUGACAUUACUAUUGUUGUUAUUGAGUUGGAUGACCCAAGCAGCAAUUCAGAAUCAUGUCCAGCCAAUGUUGGACCAGUACAUGCUGCAGAAGAAGUAGAUGUGAAUGUUCCAAGACUAGUAGACCCUUCAAAGGUAAAUCAAUCCUGGUUUUCUGGUUGGAUCUGGUCUCGUUUAUGA
Rhizopus microsporus ATCC 52813 is the source of this 1494-nucleotide messenger RNA. Its product is annotated as protein serine/threonine phosphatase 2C. The record is from RefSeq and is a predicted model, not a curated record. Bases 1 to 1494 code for a protein of 497 amino acids. Gene Ontology annotation, molecular function: protein serine/threonine phosphatase activity. The transcript is spliced from 4 exons. Gene Ontology annotation, biological process: protein dephosphorylation. NCBI's taxonomy places the organism in Eukaryota, Fungi, Mucoromycota, Mucoromycetes, Mucorales, Rhizopodaceae.